CUAGAUUCACAGCAGAUCUCAGCAAUUUAUCGCAUUGUCGCAUCUAACCCUAAACUGUGUCUAACUGGCUCAGCCUGCAGGGUAUUUACACUGAUCCCACAGUGCUGAGUUCUCUCAGAGGGAGUUGCUUCGCUGCUGAUGCUAGGAAGAUAAAUCCUUUAUCUCCCAUCUUGUCUUAUCGCCAUCUCUUCUCUCUCCCCUCUGCGCAACGGAGUCGACACCGGUGGCAUAUUGGACGCGCUGGAUGGCUGCUGCACUUAUCGAACCGGUGUGAAUCUUUCUUUUUUCAUCAUCCUCAUCUUCCUCUGAGACUGAAAACAAAACAACCGCAGUAAGAAUGACAGACCAGGUGACCCAAGAGUCCUACCCCGUCCCAGACCCGACUGUUGUGGAUCCCUGCCCGGCCGCGGUGCGGAACGGCCAGUGCGCCCCGGAUGGCUUCACCAACCACAAUCACCAGCAAGCCAAAACCCCCACGGAGCCUGAGUCAUUCACCGUGGGCCAGGAGAUGAAAAUCACAGACACGGUGGAAGGAGAAGGUCUCCUGGAGAGCAGCAUGCGCCUGAAGCCCCAUGAAGCACAGAGCUACAGGAAGAAGGCUCUGUGGGUGUCUUGGAUCUCCAUCGUCGUCACUCUUAUACUGGCUGUGGCAGCUUUCACUGUAUCGUUCAUGAGACACAGCGCGUCAGCCUUUGGCUUUGCCUUUGAUGCCACGCUGGACGUCAUGUCAUCAGCCAUUGUCCUGUGGCGCUAUAGCAAUGCAGCAGCUGUGCAUUCUGCACACAGAGAGUAUAUAGCAUGUGUCAUCCUCGGGAUUGUGUUUGUUCUCUCCUCCAUUUGUAUCCUUGGAAAGGCCAUCCAUGAUCUUGCUACCAAGAUGCCUCCAAAAGUGGAUGACUUCCUCUUCAGUGUGUCCAUAGUGAGUGGGCUCACAUGUGCUGUGCUGGCUGUGGCCAAGUUCAUGCUGGGAAGAGUGCUGACUAGUCGGGCACUUAUCACUGAUGGGUUUAAUUCUCUGGUUGGAGCUAUCAUGGGAUUUUCUAUUCUAAUCAGCGCUGAAGUUUUCAAGCACCACACUGACGUCUGGUUUCUGGAUGCCACCAUUGGAGUUCUAAUUGGACUUAUUAUUUUGGCAUAUGGGGUGAAGCUCCUGAAGGACAUGGUUCCCCGUGUGAGACAGACAAGGAACUACGAGCGCUUUGAAUGAGAGACCUGUGUGUUGACCAGAUGAGCAGGUUCUAACAUACUCACACACCUGCACACCUGGCUGCCUCCCGCCCCUCCUCUCUCUGUAUUUCAUACACUCUUUCAUCUACAUUUCAUUACACACUCACAGGACGUACACACUGAUGUUCCCAUACACACAGAAAUAUCUAUACAUAUAUACACGCAUCACUGUGUACAUACUGUACAUAGUACAUUCGUGUCAUGCAUACACACACAUACGUACGUCUGUGAGAUUCUGAGAAGAAAGGACAUGAUUGAAGAGAAAGAAAGCAUUUCAGAUUGUUCUAUCUCGCUUCACUUCCUUAAAAAAAAAAAAAAUUCCAGAACUGCUUUGGAUUUGUUUAAGCUGGACAUACAUCACUUUGCUGCUAAGAGGACAACAUUGAAGCCAUCACAGUUUUUUUUUUCAAACUAAUAAGAAAGAUUAUGAAAUGGUGUAGGUUUUGCUUAAGUAAAAAUAAUGCAUGUUAUCCCAAAAUUUGCUUUAGAACAUGUUUUGUUUUUGACCCAGGGUUAAAUGCAGGCUUGCCCACUAAUUAAUUUCGUUAUUUAUUUUGUAUUUCUAGUUAUCAUUAAGCACAGAGGAGAGAGAUGAAAGGAAAACUUCUCACAGGCUCAGUGUAGCUUUUCUACCUCCUAGUUAUUCUCUGAGAGACACAGAGAGAGAGAGAGGAAGUAGGAAGCAGAGAGAAACAGACUCAGGCAGAGCACGCUGAGUCAGCAAAUGCUGCAACUUCUGAAACAUGAAAAGCGUCUGCAAACUACACCUGAAGAGAACGAGAAAUAAAGAGGACUGGAAACACUAAGCACAAGCGUUUGUCAUGUAAUGGCUAAAAACACAAGAACACAAAUCUCUUAUUUGUAUUACACUGCAUACCCUACUAAAGAUCACUUUAGAAGAUUGUUUUUUCAAAGUGCAGCAAUUUAUACAGGCUAUGGUGCAGAACAUAGCAGCCAGCAUUGAUAGCAUUAAUUUAGAAAGUAUGAUAAGGAGAAGGUGCAGUGGUAGUGGGUUAUGAAGUGGUUAUAAGCCAAACCAAUAAACAGCCUGCUUGAUAUGGAAUUUGCCAUUUGGAGGUGCUUGACUUUGCAGCCUGCCUAACCUUAGAUUAUGUUCAACAUCCAAGCCCCGUGAUUAUUUUAUUAUUAUUUUUUGCUUAAAGUUUAUGUCAGAAGCAAACAGAAAUGUUUUUAAGGUCUUUAGCCUGUAACAGUCUCUAUGUCUUACUGCAAUAUAUUGUACAACAGUCACUGAAAUGCAUUCAUUAAAUUUUGGUUUAUACUUGAAACGCAUAUGGACAAUAAAAAAAAUUUACCAGGUAACAGCUAACAAUUCAUGAAUAGUGACAAUAUGGACAUCAAACCUAAGAUUCCAUUUAUUCAUAUUGUUUACUGUAUGCUUAAUGCAGAGUUUUACUGAAUGCAGGUGGGGAUUUAUUACUUUUAUUAAUGCCGCUUCGUUUUCCUUGUUUUGUCUGUAAAGUCGAUACGGGAAAGAUUAAAGCCGGUGUUGAUCUAAGCACAAUGACAAAGAUAAAGCAGCCUGUAGAAAUAUCAUGUGCAGACACAGUGUUUCUCUGUGUCACCUCUUUGUUCUGCAUGUUUCCACCAGUAUCAUUCAUUAUUCUGUGCAAUGAAUGGAAUGUAAAUACAAAAGCACAUGAUAUGUAAAUAUGUUUAUUACACUGUUUGGGUGCAUCAGUAUCAAACGGUCGCACAUAGUCAUAGUCCUGUAUGGCUGACAUGAGAGUAGACAGUAUAUAGCUAAAGUACAGACUGAUCAAUGUUGCAUAUAAUUAAAAAUGUUUACUCUGUAGUGUGCAUAUUACUGUAAAUGUUGUUUUACAUAUUACUGUAGAUUAUUGUUGAAAUGAAAUGACAUGUCUUACUGUAAGUUUUUGCACUGUAAGUGAAAAUAUCUGAUUGGAUGUAGGUGUAUUCCAGCAAUGCUGUCCAAGGCUUAGUUAUGUUUCACCCUUAAAAAAAAAAAAAAAAAAAAAAAAAAGGAAUUGAUUGCCAAAGUUUAUUUUACAUGCUGAAAAACGAGCUCCUGGCACAAAUACUGUAGGUAUUACAGUAUUAUAAUACUGUAAUACUGCAUCUAUUAUAAGCUCUUAGAUGACCAAGCAUAUAAACACUGAGGUCAUAAAAGCAAUGAACAGGCUAAAAUUUAGUAUUCAGUUCAAAAUUAUCUAAUGUGAAUUAAAGUGUACAAGUCAUGUUUGUAACUUGGCUUAGUUUUAUGAAUGUGGAUCCAUGAUGCAUGUGAGCCCUCUUGUGGUUGGCACCAUCAUGACAACAGUUUUAAUUAAUAUUCAGCUGUCUGGAUCAGAGUCUAAAUUUAUCCCCGGCUGAAAGCCUUGGGCACUGACUGUGAAGAGACCUACAUCCACUCUACACUGUAAUUAUCAACUCUCAGUUGGCAUACUGGACAUAGUGCAGAAUUACUGGUAUCUUUAGUUUCAUUGUGUGAAGAAUACAGAUAAGAUGUAAACUGAAGGUGUGAUUCAGCUCGCACCAUUUCUACUCACCAACAGCACACUGAUUUGUAAUGUUACCCCCUCUUUAAUGCAUAGAAGACAAUCUUUACAAUGGCUUUUACUAGCAAAGCACAGUGUUUACAUGCUGAAGCCACAGUGUAAGGCACAAAACAAACUCAUUACGCUUUGCAGUAGCUCUGUUACUCAUAUACAGUAAACUGCUGUGUUGGAUAGAAUGGAGACUGCUUUGAUGUUGGCAGCAAAAUUGUUUCUACCUCUCUUCUUUGCACUUUCUUUUAUUUUCAUGCCACUUCUCCUGUCUGCAUUUUAGCCCCCAAAUAUUUAGUCCAGGUGCUAUAAUUAUGCUCCUGGUUACCCUAAUAUUCCUUAGCAAUGAAUGGUCUCUGAAGGUGUUGCUGCCAGUUAUGGGGAAAGUGCAACAACUGAAUGCCAAAUAUGUCAAAUCUAACUGAUUAUCGUUGCAGUUCCACUUAAUUAAUCUAUUUUUUUUUUCACUUCUGCUCUGUUUCUAUUAAAUAAACCCCUCAACAUGUAGUUCUUGUUAUGUUAUAUUAUGUUAUGUUGCCCAAACUUCUCAUAAUUGUCAAAUGGUAUAACACCUAAAAAUCAUUUGCCAAUGCUGUAUCCUAGUUAACUGUGCCAAAUCAUUGAGACCAUUUGUUAGCUCUGAUGAAAUGUACGUAUCAUUCUGGUGUGCUUGUAAUGAUGAACGGACUUCCCAUUAACUGCCAAAAGGCAUCAAACCAUUCAUGCUACAGAAUUUCAUGAGAUUAUGAUAGCAAUACUAACCACUCCUCUGUUGCGAUAGGCUUUGCAUGGGCUUGUAAAAAUCCCUACAGUUUCAGUGGUUACAAAUACAUUGAACACACACACACACACACACACACACACACAUACACACACACAAACACACACACACACACACAACCAAAUUUACAAUAAAUCCAGACUAUGUGACAUAAUUAUUGUUUGUACAAUAUCGACAUCAGUGGUAUUACAGAUGAUGUAAGCACCAUUUAUUUAUGUAAACGAAACGAUGAAAUAUCUCUUUGUCAAAGAGAACUGUUUUAUUGAUCAAUAAAGUUUUAUCCUGCUAAUCA
Archocentrus centrarchus (flier cichlid) is the source of this 4828-nucleotide messenger RNA. It is a transcript of the gene tmem163a, whose product is annotated as transmembrane protein 163a. Gene Ontology annotation, molecular function: zinc ion binding. The record is from RefSeq and is a predicted model, not a curated record. Lineage: Eukaryota; Metazoa; Chordata; Actinopteri; Cichliformes; Cichlidae. The transcript is spliced from 8 exons. Gene Ontology annotation, cellular component: synaptic vesicle membrane. The coding region runs from base 338 to 1207 and encodes 289 amino acids.